AUGCGCGAACGGGUACGCGUUCGUGGCACGCAUUGUCUUGCCAUUGGCGCAUUCUGCUCGAUCCUUUCGCUCAUUCUUCAAAUCGCGAUACAUGUAUCUCAAGCGUCGACGGGUGCGGGACGGGAUCUUGCUAUGGUCAAGGUCAAUCUACAAGCACUGGGACCAGAUAUGCGCGCCGUCUUUGGCAACAGCUCGAUUCAUGACGACCUGUAUAACACGACUGAGCACGCCCCGCUUGGCCAAUCCCUUGGCUUACGGCACGAAUACCGCUGGGGACUGUAUGGCUAUUGCGCGUACAUUCUGGAGCCAAGCACAUAUGGCCAGUGCAGCAAUGUCACGUUUGCAUCUGGAUGGACGCCAUUUGAAACGAUCCGGGGCGACAUCCCGCCCAAUUACUUUGUGCAAGUCAACGAAUUUAUCAUCAAGCCAUUGAGAGACUCUCCGUAUCUGGGCACGCUGUCCCAUGUCGCAUUCUAUCUGAUAUUCAUGGCGACACUCGCCACUAUUCUUGUCAUCCCACUUGGUCUCAUCCGCACGACCCUCACGUUUUUGUGCGCUGCCAUUCUCUCGUGUGCGUCUGCCGUGGCGCUGUUGAUUGCGUCGAGUAUGUGGACAUCGAUCGUGUCGCAUGUCCAGGCGACGAACAAGACGCGCACAGGCAUCUAUGUCGAUUCUGGGCAUUCACUCUACCUCACCUGGGCCGCGUUUGCGUUUUCGCUUGCGUCGGUGCUGCCUUUUGUCGCGCUCAUCCUGCUCAUCAUGGUCAAUGUCGGCCAAAUCAACCCAGGUCGUGUUCCAAGGUCGAUUUCGAUGGUCAAUAUGAAUGUCACAGCGCUGGGCGCGUCGUUGCAAGCCGCCACCGGCGAUCCCUCACAGGGCCUGUUUAACAGUACGGACUGGGUGCUCGGAGCAGGAAGGGGUCUUGAACCUCUUUAUUCAUGGGGUAUUUAUGCCGUCUGCGGCUACAAUCUCACAAACGGCGUCCAAGGCGCAUGCUCAACGUCCUCACUCGCAUAUCCUUUUACACCCUUUGAGGUUAUUAUCAACGACACCCCGCCACGAUUCAACAACACGGUCACGUUCUUCAUCUCAAACGCCAAUGACGUGGACAAAUUUAUCAAUUCGAGCUAUUUCAAGACAAUCACAAAUGUCGCCUUUUAUCUCAUAUUUAUUGCCACGAUUGCCACCGCAGUAGCAUUCUUCAUCGGAAUCUUCAAGACGACCGUCACGUUCGUCCUUUCAGCAUUGCUCGCAAUGAUAUCUGCUAUCUUCAUUCUUGCGGCUUCCAUACUCUGGUCCACCAUUAUCCGCCAAGCGAAAACCAUCAACGACGCACGCUCGAACCAAGGUAUUUCCGUCGGCAUCAAUGUACAACAGGGAAAUGCGCCCUAUAUGCUAUGGGCCGCCUUUGCGCUCCUCGUCGCGUCCAUUGUGCCAUAUACAGCCAGUUGCUGCACCUUCCGGCGUCGUUAA
Molecule: messenger RNA, 1473 nt
Organism: Serendipita indica DSM 11827
Lineage: Eukaryota; Fungi; Basidiomycota; Agaricomycetes; Sebacinales; Serendipitaceae
Source: the annotation of a GenBank genome assembly